AUGACGCUCGUUCACAUCGUCCUCUUUCAAUUCCGCUCCGAUGUCAGCGAGGAGCACAAGCAGACCUUUGUUACCGAGUUGAAGAAAUUAAAACAUCUAUCCUGCGUCAAAGCUGGACGCCUACUUGUUGGAGGCCCCAGCGUCACCGACCCCAUUGAACGCAGCAAGGGUUUCCAGAUCGCUCUGGUGAGCUACCACGAGAACCGGGAAGCGCUGGCGGAAUACCAGGCGAGCGAUGAGCACCACCGGGUAACCUCUACGUACCUGUUUCCUUACAAAGAGGAUUUGGUCCGGUUUGAUUUUGAAGUUGACGAAGAAGAUGAAUAUAUAUGCCAGUUUCCUUUAUCUAGCCUAGGAAUAUAA
Molecule: messenger RNA, 363 nt
Organism: Aspergillus bombycis
Lineage: Eukaryota; Fungi; Ascomycota; Eurotiomycetes; Eurotiales; Aspergillaceae
Product: Dabb family protein
Exons: 3
Coding region: 1-363 (120 amino acids)
Source: RefSeq, a predicted model, not a curated record